GCUCCGUGUUCGGUCAGGUCUAAACCGCAGUUAGCUUUCUCAAAGGUUCAACGCUGACUUUAUCUUCUACUUAAUAAGUUUACUUAACAAGUUACCGUUGGUUGUUACACUUUGUUAUCAUUAUGAUAGUUACAUUAAGUUAGGAAGUUUGCUACUUGUAACUGUCCCGUAACUGACGUACGAACGUUAGCUAACAGCUAAGCUAACCCUCCUAAACUCGGUGCAGUUUGACUAGCUAACCGUUUUUAGCUCCCGACUGGUGUGCUCCAGGGACCUGCUACUUUUUGUAAAAACAAGCGAUAUUCACCAGGAUGUCUGACAUGGAUGAAGAUGCAAUGUUGUCAGAUGUCGAGGGAGAGGAAGAAACACACCAGGAAGAAGCCGGAGAAGAAGAGAAGGUACAGGUUUGCCAUUUGACCCAAGAAACCAUAAGUCAGGGGCUCUCAUUGCUGUGCCGAACAGGAAAUGGACUUGGACAUGCAUUUAUCAAAGUGGACUUAAAAGACAAAGGACUGAAUGACAUAGCUGCAAUCAGCAAUUAUACUCACCUACGUUUCUUGGAUGUAUCCAACAACCACCUCAUUGAUCUUUCUCCUCUGGCAUCUCUGACUCAGCUGCUCUGGCUGAAGGUUGACAAUAAUGCUGUGGCAUGCUUCAAAGGGCAACCUUUCGCUCAGCUGACCUUCCUGCAGUGGCUGAGUAUGGCAGUGAAUCGGCUAACGGGCCUGGACGGCCUGGUGGGGCCUGCACUGGAGAGCCUCAAUCUUACAGGUAAUGGCAUUCAGAGAGUGAAUGGUCUCCAAGGUGCCUGUUUUGCCAACCUGGUAACUCUAGAGCUGAGGGGAAACCAGUUGGAUACCACUGAUGGCAUCAACCUUCCCAACCUGCAGCGAUUAUAUCUGGCCCAAAAUGUUAUCAAGCAUCUGGAGGGUUUAGAGAGGUUGGAGCGCCUCACCACCCUUCACCUUCGAGACAACCAGCUAGAUACUCUGAAUGGCCUCAGCUCCAACAUGAAGUGUCUCCAAUAUCUCAAUGUCAGAGGCAAUGCAAUCAUAGAGGAGAAUGCCCUGCAAAGCCUUGCACUCGUGUCAAAAACGCUGCGAGCCUUGGUCCUCUCUGAGAAUCCGCUUGCGGAAACAACGGACUACCGGCUGAGUGUACUGAUGCUCCUGCCACAGCUGGAGCGACUUGACAAAGAUCCCGUCUCUCCCGAGGAGAGGACUGAGGCCCAGGAGAGACUCAAGGAACUUAAAGAAGAGGAAAUAUCUGAACCCUAAGAUUUGAAAUGGUGGCAAAAAUGAGGAAGUGUUGGACUUCCUUGAAAACACAGUCCUGGUGUAUAGAUAGGUGACAGUGAUUGUGUUGCAUGAAAUGCAUACCUUGACAGAAAACCUCAUAUGAUGCACUUAUGUGUGCAUUAGGGAUGCUUGUGUCAUGUUCUUACACUAUGAGAGCCUAUUUUUUAAACAAUAAAAUAGUGAAAAUGUAUUUUUUUCUGAUUGAUAUUUACCAAUGCAAACAGCUAAGCUUAAAAAGCAAAGUGUCAGUGACUUAGGAAUAAGAAAUGAGGGAGUACAUGAACCUUGUUGCAUGCUGUACAAACUCUCCUUUGUUUCCCUGAGUAAGGAUGAGAGAGCAAAUUCUGCCACCAUUUCCCUAUUGGCAGCCAUCCAGCUACAGCUUUAAAGAGACAGUGACAUGCAAAAAACAUGUAUGGAAAAUCACCACAUGCACACCGAGGUAUUUUGUCCAUAUAAGUACAAAGAGUGUGCAAAUUACACAAAAAUUACAGUUAUUUUCAGAUUAAUAUUAGUAAUUAAGUUAUGAAUAUUUCCAGGCCUUACCUUCAUACUGUUGCCACAACCCGGAAGUUACCUCAGUGAA
This is a messenger RNA of Epinephelus fuscoguttatus (brown-marbled grouper), 1884 nucleotides long. RefSeq names its product leucine rich repeat containing 23 (gene lrrc23). Gene Ontology annotation, molecular function: protein binding. The transcript is spliced from 8 exons. NCBI's taxonomy places the organism in Eukaryota, Metazoa, Chordata, Actinopteri, Perciformes, Serranidae. Bases 312 to 1277 code for a protein of 321 amino acids. The record is from RefSeq and is a predicted model, not a curated record.